Messenger RNA from Knipowitschia caucasica, 4260 nucleotides. The record is from the annotation of a GenBank genome assembly. NCBI's taxonomy places the organism in Eukaryota, Metazoa, Chordata, Actinopteri, Gobiiformes, Gobiidae.
AUGCCUGUUGCCCUGGGAGGUCCAGUGGGCUACACUCCGCCUGAGGGAGGCUGGGGAUGGAUGGUUGUGGUUGGAGCCUUCAUCUCCAUUGGCUUCUCCUAUGCAUUCCCCAAGUCCAUCACCGUCUUCUUCAAAGAGAUUGAAGUAAUAUUCAAUGUGAGCAGCAGUCAGGUGUCGUGGAUAUCCUCGAUCAUGCUCGCUGUCAUGUAUGGAGGAGGUCCAAUCAGCAGCAUUCUAGUCAAUAAAUAUGGGAGUCGUCCAGUCAUGAUGGCUGGAGGAUGCUUGUCUGGGAUUGGCCUCAUAGCUGCAUCCUUCUGUAAUUCUGUGGAGGCAUUAUACUUCUGCAUUGGCAUUGUGGGAGGCCUGGGACUCGCAUUUAACCUCAACCCUGCCUUAACCAUGAUUGGAAAGUACUUCUACAAGAAACGGCCCAUCGCUAACGGUCUCGCAAUGGCUGGGAGCCCUGUCUUUCUCUCCACUCUAGCUCCUAUGAACACAUGGUUCUUUGACAAGUUUGGAUGGAGAGGAAGCUUCCUGAUUCUGGGUGGUCUCCUCCUAAAUUGUUGCGUUGCUGGAGCUCUCAUGCGCCCAAUUGGACCCAAACCAAAACCAGCCGAAAAGACCAAUGAAAGUGUUACAUGUACCCAGAGAAUGAAUAGCUUCAUUGACUUGUCUCUGUUCAAACAUAGAGGAUUCUUGCUUUACAUCAUGGGCAAUGUCAUCAUGUUCUUCGGCCUCUUCACUCCCCUCGUGUUCCUCAGUAACUACGCAAAGAGCAUCCACAUUCCCAAGGAAAAAGCUGCCUUUUUGCUGUCCACGUUGGCCUUUGUGGACAUGGUGGCUCGGCCCUCGAUGGGACUUGUUGCCAACACAAAAUGGAUCCGUCCACGAGUGCAGUACUUUUUUGCUGCUUCUGUGCUGUACAAUGGAGUGUGUCAUCUCUGUGCUCCCUUAUCCACAGAUUACAAAGGCUUUGUUAUUUAUUCUAUGUUCUUUGGCUUUGCAUUUGGCUGGCUGAGUGCUGUGCUGUUUGAGACCCUCAUGGACCUGGUGGGAACACAGCGGUUCUCCAGUGCAGUGGGGCUGGUCACCAUCAUUGAGUGCGGACCGGUGCUUCUCGGACCCCCUCUUCUUGGGAGGUUCAAAGAUAUCUAUGGCACCUACAACUAUACCUACCAGGCUUGCGGCAUAAUCUUGGUUGUUUCCAGUGUCUUCCUGUUUCUUGGAAUGGGUUACAACUACCAUCUACUGGGGAAAGAGAAAAAAGAGGAGGAACGAUUGGCCAGGGUUGGGGGAAUAGAAAAGAUGAUGGAAAGAGACAGGGGCUUCAGCUUCAAACUCCUGGUUCCUCCGCGGGUCAGUCAGGUUUCUGCUGUCAGACCCCAGGAAAUCAUCGACAACUGCAAAGACUUUUUGACCCCGAUGAAACAGGGUUUUACCAGAUGUUUUGACAAGGAACAGCACAUAACUAGGAGCAUUCUUCCACAAGCCAAAUCAAACGGGCAAGACCAUGUGAAGAUGAAAGUUGUUCCCCCAAUGGAAAAGGAGAAUCACAAUACAGGCCAACUUUAUUCCAAGCUGUUUGAUGAAGUUGAGAAAAUAAAAUGCUGGAAAGUGAAAUCAGACUCUGACUCAGUGCAAAAGGAUAAGAAGCUCUUUGAAAACCAAAGAACCAUAGAAACACAACGCAAAGCCAUUCAAGAAUUGCAGUUUGGCAACGAAAGUCUGAGCAUAAAACUAGAAGAGCAGCUGAGUGAAAAUGAAGAGCUUAGAAACAGAAACAACGCAACACGAAACCUGUGCAAUAUUCUAAAAGACACAUUUGAACGCUCUGUUGAGAAAAUGCAAUUAUUUGAAUGUGAACGGGAGGAAACCCAUCAUCUUUUGCUGGAAUACCAUGAGAUUCUUCAGAAACAUUUGAAAGAUUUUGAAGGUCUACAGAUAAAAGCAGAGGCUGAACGCAAUGAACUGCAUAAAGCUAAAGAUGAGCUAAUCCAGUUUGAAGAUCAACAAAGCAAAUUACAACAAGAAAUUCACAAAAAGGAGGAAGAGAUCGAAGCCCUUCAGACUCAGCUUUGCAACGUUGAGGGCAAUCUGAGAAACAUGUGUUUUGAUCUACAAGAUACUAAAGAACAUUGCCAGAAGCUUCAAGAGGACAUAGAUAAAAAAAAUGACCUCCUCAAAAGUUCAAAUGCUGAACACGAAUCCAUUCUUAUAAAACUGCAGGAAACCGAACAGCGCUAUAAUGAAACCCAGAAAUCAAUGGCAAGAGAGCUGGCAAAAAGAAAGGAAUAUGAAGAAAUGAUCCAAGCCAAAGACGUGAAGUUAGGAGAGCUGACCAGAGAAACAGCACAGCAGGCAGACAGGAUCGUGCAAAUGCAGACGACUGUGGAGGAGCUGCACGAGUCUCUGGAGGCCAAGACACACCAGGCUACUGAAGUGGAGGCCAGAGUAAAGUCUAUCGUCCAAGAAUUUGAAAAAACAAAGAAAGAUCUCGGAGAAUUGACAGAACUCAGUGCACAGAAAGAGGAGCAAAUCGGCAAUCUCACAAAACAACUGGAUGCAACCACCAAGUCUAUGGAGGCCAUAAACUGUAGCAUGGCAGUGGUUUCUGGCAGAGCAGAGGAACUGACGGCUGAACUUUUGAAAAAAACUGAGGAAGCCCAACAACUACAGGAGGCUUGUAAUAACGCAGACAGAAGCUUUACAGAGCUCAAAGCUAAGUCCACACUUGCACAAGAUCAAGUUGAUGAGCUGCAAAGACAUCUGACCAUUGAACAAAACAAAAAUGAGGCGAUGUCUUCUGAAGUGAAGCAGUUAGAAGAAGAGAUUACACACCUGAAAUUUACAUAUGAAAAGCUUUUGCACAACUUCAAUGAGCUGCAGUCUGGAAAGAGCGCACUGGAACUAAAGCUUGAGAGUCGAUACAGUGAUGCUCAAACUGUAGAAGAAAAUAUAAAGAUGAGUGAAGAAAAAGCCUAUUUGCUCACCAACAAAUUGGAAACAGUUGGAAAGGAAAACCAACAAUUAUGUAAGGAACUAGACUCCAUUAAGACGACUCUUCACGACAAAUGUCAACAGAUUGAGGCUUUGAAAAAGAAUCUUAAGGAAAAUGAUGAGCAUUUCCAGGGUGAAAUCUCUAAAAAAGAGAAACGUCUCAAAGUUAUUGAAGCAAAGAAUAAAUCACUUAAAAUACAAAUAGCAAAACAAACCAACGCGUCCAGUGAACUACAGGAUGUGAUCAACAAACUGCAAGAAGAAAAACAGAGUCUGACAACAACACACAAAGUGGAGUAUCAGAAGCUACUUGAAAAUCACCAGAACAAAUUGGCGAUUGUCCAAGAACUGGAGACUGAGGUCCAAAAGCUAAGAUCAGAAACAGAAGAGGCCCUCAAGUGUCGGGAAGAUGCAGAGCUGAAAUGUCAAAACAAGAUCGCUGAUAUGGUCGCUCUCAUGGAGAAACACAAGAACCAGUACGAUCGCAUGGUUGAGGAGAAAGAAGCUGAACUCCAAGCAAAUAAGGAAAAGGAGAUUAUAGCUGCUGCAAAUGGAAAGACAUUGAAGCAGGAGCUAUCAAAACAAAAGAGAGAAAAUGAUUCUUUGAAGAAGGAGAUAAAGGAUCAUAUUAAAGAAAAGGGGAACUUGCAAAAGGAAAUUGUCCACUUACAGAAUGAAAAUAAAAACAUCCAGACACAAAGUGAAAGCAAACAGGUUCCCCUCAGCGAGAACAUACAAACAGAGAAACCCAAAACUCCAGUGGAGAAUCUUUUGAAACUGUACAGAUUUGAUUUUUCCAAGGCGAGAAAAACUCCCUCAACCAGUGAUGAGUGUGCUGCUGUUCUGGGGAAAACUAACACACAGACAUCUGAAGCCACUUCCACGCGGACUUCAUGUCGCACAACCCCAAAGAGCAGGAGCAUCUGCAGUGAAAAUGUGAAAACACCCAAAAGUACUGCAAGUCGAUCAGCAUCAAAGAUCAAAUCUUACAGAAUUCGUACUCCACCCUCAACUGAAAAGAAAUCAUCCUGGGAAAAAGGCACCAUUGAACUCGACCCAAAGUCAGACAGCUCGGGUCAGGGAGACCUCUUGAUUUUUCCGAAUACAGCUUCCUCCAAGUUCAAGAGUCAGAGUCCACUCAGUUUGAAAUCGCCCAAAAGCAACCUAAAGAUUGCAGCAAUGAAAAGAAUGAGGGAUGCAGGUUGGACCGCGGUCACAGGCAAUGACAAAAAAAAGAGGACCAAUGAAAAGAUAUUUGCUUAA